ACACAGAGAGAGAGAGAGAGAGAGAGAGAGGCUGCUUUGCCGUUGGGAAAUGUCACCUCUUUACUAUCUUCGUCUGUGUCUUUGAUCUCGAUGCGUUUCCUGUCUUGCCCUUCUCAUGCCAAGUCUUUUGAGAUGUCCGUAGUAGUUUGGUUGGAGGAGGAGACAUUAGGAGAUCAAAGGCGUCUUCGUCUUCGUCUUCUUCUUGUUUUCCUUUGUUGCAUUGAUAAAAAAGCUGACAUUUUUUUCCUUUGUGUUCUGAAUCAUUUGAGUCAUCUGUUUUUAUUCCCUUCUAUGAUGGUUGUGCUUCCUCUAGAGUAGGUGGCAUCUCUCGUUUGUUUUCAUUCUCGUCAAACAGACCCAAUCCUCUGCAUCAUAGACACUUCCAAAUACAAGAAAAAGGAAGGAAAAGCUGCAUCAAAAUCUCACCUUUGCUGAGGAGACACCGCGGUAGCUUUUCUUCUUCAUCCAGACAAUGCAGGAUAGGACGGCGGCGGCGGCGGCGGCGGCGGCCCCGAGGAUUCAGGCGGCAAAGCCUCAGUUCCCAGAGCAAGACCAAAACCUGAGGUGCCCACGCUGCGACUCCACCAACACCAAGUUCUGCUACUACAACAACUACAACCUUUCGCAGCCGCGGCACUUCUGCAAGAGCUGUCGCCGUUACUGGACCAAAGGCGGUGCCCUCCGCAACAUUCCCGUCGGCGGUGGCACUCGGAAGAACUCCAAGCGUUCCAAUUCGUUUUCCUCCUCCGCGGCGUCAAGUUGCAAGCGGCCCAAUCCCCCUAAGCCCCCUUCUCAACUCUCUGAGUUCCCCAAGACCGAGCCCAUUUCUCUUGUCUACCCGCCGCUCGACCCCGACCGACACUUGCUCGACAUGACCGGAAGCUUCAGCUCGCUGUUGGCAUCUGAUGGGCAUCUCGAGAGCUUAUUGGGGAGCUUUGAUCCGGUGGGUGGUGAUGCUGCGGUGCUACCGAAUUCGAGUAAUGCGAACCGUUCCUGUGUUGGCAUUCAGGGGAUGGAACUGCAGAGCUCCACCGGCGACAGUGGCAAUGAGAUCAUGACAACGCCGGUGAUCCAGAACUUCGAAAGGCUGGAGGGCGAUUCAGGAUGCUGGGAUGCGGGAUGGACUGAUCUUGCCAUUUACAAUCCAGGUUCCAGCAUGCAGUGAAAGAAGAAGACUUGGAGCACAAAACCCACAAAGAUCACAUUUUUCUUCUUUCCUAUAGCCUUCUUUUAAUGUAGUCUUGUAGAACUGUUUCUAAGAUAUAUAGUUAUAUGGUUAUAGGCACAGAUAGAUACAUAGUUUUGACACUGUGAUGAUGGAGAGAUGGAUUUUGGCAAACUUCAAGUCAGCCUUAUUUUGGUUUCUAUGCUCCA
Messenger RNA from Musa acuminata AAA Group (dessert banana), 1374 nucleotides. Its product is annotated as dof zinc finger protein DOF3.1-like. The transcript has a single exon. NCBI's taxonomy places the organism in Eukaryota, Viridiplantae, Streptophyta, Magnoliopsida, Zingiberales, Musaceae. The record is from RefSeq and is a predicted model, not a curated record. Gene Ontology annotation, molecular function: DNA-binding transcription factor activity; DNA binding. Gene Ontology annotation, biological process: regulation of DNA-templated transcription. Bases 473 to 1165 code for a protein of 230 amino acids.